Messenger RNA from Cottoperca gobio, 3161 nucleotides. RefSeq names its product zinc finger protein OZF-like. The coding region runs from base 268 to 1470 and encodes 400 amino acids. The record is from RefSeq and is a predicted model, not a curated record. The transcript has 2 exons. Gene Ontology annotation, biological process: regulation of gene expression. Gene Ontology annotation, cellular component: nucleus. NCBI's taxonomy places the organism in Eukaryota, Metazoa, Chordata, Actinopteri, Perciformes, Bovichtidae.
GAACCAUGAUGACCAGACAGUGUUUCUCUACAACAUCAUUUUCUGCCGGAGCUCAGCCGAAUUGUUUACUUUUCUGAUAGUCGCUGUCUCUGUUAAACAGCAAACAAUGCAUUUAGGGGCAUUUUAUCAGUUCUGUUCGGUGUUUUGAUCGUUACGGCGUUUAUCUCUGUGUCUUAUUCACUUUCAACGAAAUUAACUGGAAAUAUUUUUAGUUUUGCAGGAUAAAACGCUACAUUUCAUCAUCAAGAGGCAGACAUUAAAACAAAUAUGUCUGCAGACCGGCAGAUGUUUCCCUCGCCUUCCUCUCCGUUCCCUCCCGGAGCGAUGGAGGGUUUCGGGGAUCCAGACCUCCACAGCAGCUCGCUGUCAGAGAUGGAGACCCUCAGGAUGUUUGUUAACGAACGGCUGACGGCGGCAGUGGACGACAUUCUCGGAGUGUUUGGGAAAACUGUGGUCCGGUACCGGGAGCAGAUAGACCGUCAACGACAACAGCUGGACAGUCUGAUGUCAACGGAGGACCGUCUGCAGGUUUCCUCCUGGAUAAAACACUGCCCUGAUGAUCAGAUCCUGAGUGACAGGCUAGACCAGACCGACCAUGUGGAUGAGACAGAUGCUGGCACCUUGGCUGCUCAUAUUAAAAAAGAAGUUGGCCGUGAGGACUGUGGGGCGUCAGAACCAAACUGUGAUUUUGAUCCUUCCGGUGGUUCAGAAACGGCAAGUGAUGGCCGACUCCUCGCUGAGUCCUCUGAGACGGAAGACAGUGGAGACUACUGGAGAGAGGCUGCAGGACUUUGGAAACCAGAGGAGAAAGAAGAAGCAGAAGGACAAAGUUCAUCCCAGAGCAAGAAGGUAAAUAGCUCCACUGAUCAGUUGCAGGAGCAAAAACUGUCAAAUCAGCCUCCGCCGGUGUUCAGUUGUAAAGUUUGUGGUGAGUCCUUUCAGAGGAUUAGUUAUCUACUCACUCACGCGUUGGUACAUCUGAGAGACUGCAGCCUGUGCGGGAAACAUCUGGAGUAUGCGGAGAACCUGAAGUUUCACCUCAGAGUUCACAAAGAAACAUCGUUCCGCUGCAGUGUCUGCGGUCAGAGCUUCACACUGCGGGGGAACCUGAGGACGCACAUGAGGAUCCACUCUGGUGAGCGUCCCUACGGCUGCACUGUCUGCGGCAAGAGCUUCGGCAGAAGGGCGACGCUGGUGCGGCAUGUCCGCAGCCACACGGGCGAGAAACCGUUCACUUGCACAUACUGCGGCCGCGGCUUUGUGGAGAAGGGCAACCUGACGGUGCACCUGCGGACGCACACCGGCGAGAGGCCGUACUGGUGCUCCGUUUGCGACAGACACUUCAGCCAGCUGUCCUGCUUCUACAAACACCCCUGUCAGAGGACAGACCUGACCACUGCCCUUGUCAAACCUGACUGCCUGAAACAGGAUGGAGAUUCUGUUUCACAUCAACACCAACUUCCUUCAUGAACUGUAAGGGCUGAUAAUGAGAUGAAUUCUCUCUUAGGGCACAGUCACACUUGCUGAGGUGAUAUUGCACCGGCAAUAACUGUUUUCAACAUGGCCGUGUCACAAAGUUUCUAAUUUUACAGCUAAACAGUACACUAAAAUAUGUAUCGGAAAACAUUUGCGGCGAGAAAUAGGAACAAAUACUUCUCUGCUGUUGGUUGAGUCGUCAAAGUUUACCAAAAUUGAUCUCAACUCAAUACAAAUUAAUUUUGCACGUGUGACCGUGCCCUUAUUCUAAUCCUAAAGAGACACACUGUACACACUGCUGUAGCUCUCAUGUUUCUUUGUUUACCUGGUCUCGUGUUUUCAGAGCUGCUCAAGGUCAUCUCAAUAUAAUGUCCAAGAUUCGAUCUUUUCUACUGCAGGAACAUAAAUUGUUUGGCGAGGCAACACUUAAUUAAAGCAGGAAGUGUCUUAAUAUACUGUUAUAUUUAAUAUACGAUAUUCUGAUUCACAAUCACAUUUGAUGCCUUGUUCUGAAUUUGUCUAUUUUAAGUAGACAAUGUGUUCACACUGGUUGGGAUUCAACUACAUCUUUCAGCAGCGUUUAGGUAGCAUACCGAAUUUCAAGUAAUUUAAUUCAGUGAGCUACUUUUUCCACUAAGUAGCGAGGCAGCGUACUUAGUGGAAAAAGAACACCUACAUCAGUAUAUUUAUUUCACCUUGAAGAAAACAAAGCUCAGAAAUGAUCCUGCUGUUUCUUCCCCGUCACCUCCUUGUCUUCUAAUUGAGGAGAGCAUGUAACGGUGGUGCAGAGCAGAGUCUCUGGUCAGCUGUGAAAGAGCUGUUCUGGAAUCAUUCUCCUUCACCCUCUGCUCCAUCCUGUUAAACUUCUACUUCAGGUGGAGUAAAACAGUGGAAAUGCAGAACAUUGAACCAAAGCCUUACACGUUCUCUAAAAAUGUAAAAGCUCCAGGUUAUAGGUUAUAAGCUUCCCUCAGUGGAAAAGGCCCAGAUCAGGUCAUUAGCUUGAAAGGACUGAAUCUUGAGUAGUGACGUGCAUAGGGAUGUCACAACACCAGAAAUGUAGUAUUUGAUGCCAAUACCAGUGAAAUUCCACAAUUCUUGAUACUGAUGAGACGCCACGGUAAAAAACACUCCAAUUUACUCCUUUAUUACAUUUGAAUGCUGUUGUUUGUUAGGAAGUUUAACAGUAGCGUCAUGUUAAGAUAAGAAUUUUGGCAUCGACUUGGUUCUCGUGACAUCCAUCGACGUGCAGCAAGCCCCUCCGAUUCAAGCCUCCCCUCUUGACCAUAUGGUUGUAGAAGAACAUUUGCUUUUUCACCCUUUGUGUGCUUUAUGUUGGGAGGCUUUGCUCAGGGUGUCUGGAGGUUAAAAUAACUCCCGUGGUUAAGACACAACAUUGUUUUCCUCCAUGGUGCCUUGAUUAUAGGUGAUCCUGUAUGACGUUGGAUACACUGUGUAAGGUUGAGUGGGUCUUACUUGAAGUUUCUGGUAUGACUGUCCAUGCAUACAAGCUGUACCCAGAUCUUCUCUGAUAUCAGAUUUGUGUUUUAAUAAAGCUAUAUAGUGCAUAAGUAAGGACAACUGGGGCUCCUCAAGUAAUUAUUUUAUUCAUCAAAGUAAAGUUCUUCACAUCAAUUAUGGAAAGUGAAUACUUUUAGACACAGCCUUUCUUGUGUUGGAAUUUA